This is a messenger RNA of Zychaea mexicana, 936 nucleotides long. RefSeq lists its product as uncharacterized. The transcript is spliced from 3 exons. Gene Ontology annotation, cellular component: mitochondrion. NCBI's taxonomy places the organism in Eukaryota, Fungi, Mucoromycota, Mucoromycetes, Mucorales, Lichtheimiaceae. The record is from RefSeq and is a predicted model, not a curated record. Bases 1 to 936 code for a protein of 311 amino acids.
AUGGCACAAGCAGAUAUUGUAUUGCAUUGGUAUCCAAUGUCACCAUUCGCACAAAAACUUGCGUGGGUGUUGAAUUACAAGAAUAUCGACUACAAGGUCGUUCAGAUCUCGCCUGUUGAGCCUCGUCCACUUCGAAGACCUCUUGACGGCGGAUAUCGCAAGACGCCUAUUCUCCAAAUUGGCAACCAUGUCUAUUGCGACACGAAGCGCAUUAUUGACGAGCUCGAGAAAAGAUAUCCUCAGCCAUCGAUCUAUCCAAAGCUGAAAUCCGGCGAAUCAACCACUGCAUUGGCCAAGAGUAUCGCCGUAUGGCUAGAGUCAAUGCUUUUUGGCGCCGUCAGCCAACAAUUCGAUGUCGCACUUUUGCCCGAAAAGUUCAAGAAAGAUCGCGAUGGAUUCCUUGGCCGAAAGUUUGGUGGUGGAUCGCCUUACCUGAAACUGGAUCUGCUCGCCCAAUUGGCACAAGCCGAAGAGUUGCUUGGUGACAAACCAUAUGUGUUGGAUACGCCCUCGCUCUCCCUGGUGGAUCUGUCGUUGGCAAAAAACACUUUCUUUUUGAGCAAUGUAUGCGGACCUGACUUUGUGGAAGGAAAAGCACCCAAGCUCGCUCGUCACAUGCAGCGCAUCUUUGCAGAGGCUAAAAUGUCGCGUACCGAGGAGAUGCCGAAGGUGAAGGCUGAGCAAGCAUUGGAAAUCGCUCAGAACCAGUAUCAGCCUUUCGAUGGUCAGGAGCAGAGCAUCUUGACGGAAUUAAAGGUCGGUCAGGACGUCGUGGUAUUGCCGCUGGAUACCGGCAAAGUACCUUCCACGGGCAUCUUGCGAAGCUUAACUCAGGAUGAGAUUGUCAUUGAGCACAAGACAGAAAAGAUUACUGCCCUUAUCCAUUUCCCUAGUGUCGGCUUUAUUGCUACACCUGCCCCCAAGUCUAAUCUUUGA